AAGAAGAAGAAGAAGACGGAGAAACGUUUUUACGUAACCCGGAUGUAGCGGCUCACAGCGAUCAACAACGUGUUUCAAGUUUCAGAAAACAGACGCAGUCAUCAUGACAUCUUUGGCCCACCAGCUGAAGAGGCUCGCCCUGCCUCAGAGUGAUCCAAAUCUUCUGACUCGCAAGGAGGUUGCCUCCCUGCUCUUUGACCCCAAAGAUGCUGCUUCUAUGGACAGAAGCACCUUCUACGCUCUUGGCUGCACAGGGCUGGAGGAGCUGAUGGGAAUCGAACCAGCAUUCUUGGAGUUCCAGGACACACUGUUCAGCAGGUUCUCGCUGACCAUGGAGAGGAGCGUGCAGUCCAAGGAGGUUAACCUGAAGCUGGACGCCGACAUCUCGCUCUUCCUCACUCGCCUUUGUCCAUAUUUCCUCCUCAAGCCGGCUCACAAGUGCAUCGAGUGGCUGGUUCACCGCUUCCAUGUCCAGCUGUACAAUACAGACAGCCUGUUGGCGUGCGCGCUGCCGUAUCACGACACCAACGUGUUUGUCCGAGUGCUGCAGCUUCUCAAGAUCAAAGACCCCACAAGUCGCUGGAGCUGGCUGCACCCCCUGCAGAAAGCAGGUGUGCCAUUGGCCAGAGGAACGCUCAUCACUCACUGCUACAGCGACUUGAGCUUCAUGGACUUCAUCUGCACCCUGGUCACCAGGACCAUCCAGGCGUAUUCUGGACACUCUGAAACUGGAUCACAGCUUCGAGUGAUCUUCUCCUUCUACAUCUCCACCAUCGUUCCUUCUCUGGACGCUGUGGACAAAGUCUCAGACACCAUCGUAGCCAAGCUGCUGCCGUACAUUCAGAAGGGUCUGAAGUCCUGUCUGGUGGAUUACAAAGCCGCCACCUACAUGAUUGUGUGCCAGCUUGCGGUGAAGGUGGUGAUGGAGGCGGGUCUGGUUGACGUAGUCGCUGUGCACAUCAGCAAGUCUUUAGUGAAGGAACCAGUGCUGGCCAAGGAGGGCGUGGCCUCUCUCAUCGUCCUGCUGCAGAACCAGAAGGACGGUGCUGCCGGACCCAGAGCGUUCAUCCAGCUGUGCUCCAUGCCGGCGCUUGUUAUGACACUCCAGAUCAUGGCGACGGGUCAUGAUGUCAGUCCACUGUUGCGCUACCUGCUGCCUCAUGUGAUCCGGGCUGUGUUCUCCACCUGUCCAGAUCAGGAAGAUCAUCAGGAGGCAGCGCUGUUGAAGUCCAUACUGCAGUCUGUCCCUCUGACCAAAGAUCUGGACCACGUUGUUGCCCGUUUGCUGCUGGAUGAGUAUCUGAGUCAGACUGAACUCUGUGAAGAAAAUCUCUGCACUCUCAACCAGCGUCUGUCGCCUCUGGUUCAACUCUUCGAGUCCAAGUACUGUGGUGCUCUGGACACGGUCCUAACAGCUGUCGUGACCAACGGCAUGGGCUCGGAGCAGAAACGCCUCUUCCACCAAUUCCUGUCUCUGUCAUUGAGCAGCGGAAAAUACCAGAUCUUGGGUGAGUCGGACACGUCGCUACUACUCAGUCUGAAUCACCCUCAGCCUGUAGUCCGAGCGCUGGCAGUGGACCGCCUUAUGAACAUCGUCAUCUGCGGUCAGCAGCAGCUUUUGGAUGAGGCCUUCCUGAAGGACGCCGUUUUGGACCGUUUAAAGGAUGACGUGCCCGAGGUCGUUUCUGCUGCCCUCAAAGUGCUGGAGGUUUUACUCGACGUUUUGGACGCAGAAGAUGCCGCGUCAUGUUUGCUGUCAGUGUUAUGUAAAGCAGAUCUGCCCGAGGCAGAGCACUGGCUCUCUGUGCUGAUGGAGGCGGUGCGUUUGCUGUCUCAUCCCUCGCUGGGAAAGGGGAGCUCUGAGCUGGUCCACAGGCUGGCCUGGAAGCUCUUACCUUUCUCUGUGAUCACCACUGCCCGGCUUGACUCCGCCCAGUUCCGCAUAGCCACCUAUGUCUCCCGCACCGCUGUCUUGGCCCAGCACCCACUCACCCUGGACUGGGCUCAAGAACUUGAACAAGUGAUGAAGAAAAGCUGUGAACCAAACUUUGUGAUGUUGGCCAAUCAGGUUCUCAUCUCCACGCUGACCAGGAAUCUGUCAAAGGUGGAUCACUUCUCCAAACGGGACAUUCUGGAGAAGUUGGUCCUGGUAGUGGAGCAGCAGCAGGGCUCAGACCUCCGGCAGAGGACCUCUUUCUUGGUUCUGACUCAAACCCUGCUGCUCAGUUUGCGAGAGCUGAACCAGACCCAGCACCUGCUCAUUGCUCAGAGGAUCUUCUCUCUGCUUGAGCGCCCCCUGGUGGAGUUCAUUAAGCAUGAUCACGACAAUGCGCAGGAAGCUGUCAAUCUUGUGUCUGUCUCUGCCUCUUUCUGUGACACCCUGGCUGUGUACCUGCACAGGUGUGAACAGCAGCCAGGUGAGACGCUGGACAGCGAGUACACUGCCGUCCUCAUCGCCCUACUCAAAGACUUCAUCACCUUCCUCAGGUGCCACGACACCUCCUUCAAAGCUGAAGCAUGGUGGAACCCGGAGAAAAUGGACACCAACACCUGCUGUUAUCUGGGUUUGAUCUGCCGCAUCUUCAGCAUCAUCAUCAGUGGCACCGGCCACGGGCCGAUGGCCGUCUGCUACAGAGAGCUCAUGAGAUUGCUGGUGCAGGUCCACCUGCAAGAACCACUGACACUCUUCAAGUUCCUGUGCUUGCUGUGGGGUUAUGGCAGUAACCCUGGAGACCAGCUGGACAUAAAGGUUGAUGUUGUGCUGCAGACUCAGGCACUGUAUGUGGGCGGAGCUCUGCUUGGCGCCCAGUCCCCGGCCACGCUCUCUGAACUGGCUGCAGCCAACUCGCCAGUGGUCCCGUCCUUGCUCGGAUGUCUCAGUUCUCCCAUUCGUGACGUCAGGAGGGCGGCUCUCAGGGCUCUGCAGAGUCUGUCAGCUGCAAGCUCCCCCCACUUCCAGCCAAUCAUACAGAGGCUUGUAAAGAACACGGAGGAGAUCAUCGCUGAUCCUUCAUACCUCAGCAUGGUCUUUGGCGUGCUGCAUGAUGAGCAGAAGAAGAAGAAGAAGAAGAACUCGUCGAUUCAGCAGGUGCUUCAGAGCAUCCAGAUAACCAGCUGUCCGUCCUAUAGCGCCGCCUGUCUGCUGAGAGCCCUGAGCCAAGUCAGAGAACAGUCGGUCCUGUCCGCCCUGCUGCCCGUCUUGGCCCGGCUCUUGGAACAGAGUGGCCCAGAGAGUCCAACCCUUCUGUGCUCCGAGGCCCAGCUGAUAAACCUCAUCCUGGGGAAGUACGACGAUGCUUCAGGCCCCCUGCUAGCGACGGACCCGGCCUGUCUUGAUCUCUUCCUGCGAGCAUUAAGAACUUCAGCCCAGUCCUACCCGCACAUCGCCAGCUGCCAGAUCACUGCACUGGAACAGAUCACCAAAGCAUUUUUCUCUGCUGUCGGAAACGAGGAGGUCCAGCAGAAGCUGCUCACUGCAAUGAUCGACCUGCUGCUGGAGAGCAAGAAUCCGCUCGUCGCCAACACCGUCAGCAGCGUCUUCAAAGGACUCGCUGUUGACUGUCAACUGUUGGCCAAUGAACUUGCUCCACCAGCAAAACCCAAAGUGAGUGUGAGCGUGCAGCAGACCCGCCGAAACAAACUGCUCCAAAGGAAAACUCAGGACAGUGGCAACAGUGUUCCAGAGGGUGGCACUGUGCCGUGGCAGCGGGUUAAUCUCAUCCUUGAGCUGGUGCAACACAAGAAGAAGUUGAAGAGAGCCGAGUUGCUGGUUCCGGUUCUGUUCUCGCUGCUCAGCAGGAGUCUGGAGUCUGAUGACCGGGACUUGGAGUACAGCAAGCAGUUGCUGCUCAGCUGUCUGCUCAAUAUAUGCAACAAGGUGUCUCCAGAUGUUCUGGAUGAAGACAAGUUCAGCGUGGAGCUGGUGGUUCAAUGCAUCCGAACGUCCGACACACCUCAAACUCACCAUCAGGCGCUGCUGCUCCUGGGCGUCAUGGCCACCAUCUUCCCCGAAAAAGUGCUGCAUAACAUCAUGUCAAUCUUCACCUUCAUGGGCGCCAGCGUCCUGCGUCUGGACGAUGCCUACAGCUUCCGGGUCAUCGACAGGACGGUUCAGAUGGUCAUACCUGCUCUGAUCAAGGCUCACCAGUCGGCUGACGGACAGCCAUCAUCUCACCUCGAUACCGUGGUGACCAGAAUCAUGCAGGUGUUCACAGACGCGCUGCCCCACAUGCCUGAACACCGGCGACUUCCUGUCCUCGCUCAGCUGGUGACCACCCUCGGCCCGGCCCAAUACCUCUGGGUCCUAAUGCUCCUCCAGUUUAAGCUCCACGCCACUCAGGUCGGCGGCUCCGUGAACGAGAAGGAUGCAGCUCUGGAGAGAGAUGUGGACUUCUGGAUUGGUCUUUGCUGUCAGUUUGAGGUGUCAGACCAGCUAGCGUCCCUCAUCCACAUCUUGGUCUUCCUCCUGCAGCUUCCACAGGACAAAGAUGAGGUUCCAUUGAAGUCCUCCACCAGCCGAGGACGAUCGGAGAAGAAGAAAGAGGAGAAGAUGGAGGAUCUGAUCUUCAGCGUGGAGGCCCACAGCAGCAAAGAGCUGCGACACUUGAAGUUCCUCGGCGUUUCCUUCGUGGCUCAGCUUCUGGGCUCAGUCAGCUUCAUUGGAAAGGUGGCAGGCGGCACAGAUGAUGAUGAUGAAUCUGUCCAGCAGCUGCAGCAAAGGCUGCUGGAGGAAAUCCUACAUUUUAUCCGGGUCGCGGCUCGUUGUGCAGAAGAGAAUGCGAACAAACCCACCGCCAAGUUCUGGAAAGUUCUGCUCAACAAAUCCUACGAUGCUCUCAAUAAGGCCAACGCCCUGUUGCCCGCGGAUACCUUCAUCACUGUGAUGAGAGGGUUGAUGGGAAAUGAACUGGCUUCGAUUAGGAGAAAAGCCAUGGAGCUGCUCAACAGCACCCUACAGCACAAGAAGCAGUGGGAAGAGCCACAAGUCACUGCACUCUUACAGUUAACGGGCGACCUGCUAGGCAUCAUAACGAAAGCUCAGGGUAAGGUCGCGAAGGAAGAGGAAGUGGAGCAUGCCAUCAACCGUCAGACGGCGCUGUACAGCCUGAAGCUGCUCUGCCGUCAUUUCGGCGCCAGUCACCAGGAUGUGUUUGUUCCCGUCCUGCUGCAAAGCUUAGAGCUCAUCACGUGCGCCACAGAAGAUAAAAACGUGACAGGCAGCGCUCUGCUCUGCAUCGCUGAGGUGGUGAUGACGCUCAAAGCCCUCGCCAUCCCACACUUACCCAGACUGAUGCCAGUGGUUCUACACACACUGGGAAACAGGAAGCAGCUGCUAACCAAUGAGAUCUACCUGUUAAGUGCUUUGACCGCCCUCCAGCGCAUUGUAGAGACGUUGACACACUUCAUCAGCCCCUACCUCCAAGAAACUGUCCUACAGGUGUGUCGGCUCACCUGUCUGGUAGGUGACCCUGCCGCUGUGUCAUCUUCCUCCUCUGUCACCGCCCAGUUGUCAGUGUGUGUCACCUCCCUGAGAAACACCCUGGCCACCAAGCUGCCCUCCAGGGUUCUACUGGCCACCUUGACUAAGUGCUACAGCAGCCUGGUCACCAAUAAGACAAAUCAGGUCGGGGCGCUGAUGAGCUUUCUGAAGGAGCACAUCAGUCACAUGGACAAAGAUCAGCUCAGCGUCCACCAAUCAGAGCUCACCACUUUCUUCCUCACCGCCUUGGACUUCCGCGCCGAAAACUGUCAGGGCAACCUGCAGACGACGGCGGAGAUGGAGUUUUGUGUUAUCGACUGUCUGCUCGCAAUGGUGAUGAAACUGUCCGAGGUCACGUUCAGACUGCUGUUCUUCAAGCUGUUUGACUGGAGCAAGUCGGAGUCAAACUCGAAGGAGCGUUUGCUGACGUUCUACCGUCUGGCCGACAGCAUCGCCGAGCGCCUCAAAGGACUGUUCGUCCUCUUCGCGGGACACCUGGUGAAACCUUUGGCAGACGUCCUUCAGCAGACCAACGUCUCCAAGACAGAUGAGUCGCUGUUUGAAGGUGAUGGCGGUGUGGAGAAAAGCUGCCUGCUGCUUCAGUACGUUCUGGACUGUCUGUACAAGAUCUUCCUGUACGACAGCCAGCGCUUCCUCAGCAAGGAGCGAGCCGAUACCCUGCUGGGCCCGCUGGUGGACCAGUUGGAGAACACUUUAGGUGAAGACCUGGUCUACCAGCAGAGGGUCAGCCAGCAACUGGUACCCUGCAUUGCUCAGUUCUCUGUGGCCAUGGCUGAUGACGCCGCGUGGAAGACACUCAACUACCAGGUCCUUCUGAAGACCAGACACACCUCAGCCAAGGUGCGUUUCUCAUCGCUGCUGGUGUUGAAGGAGCUUGCCGCCAAACUGAAGGAGAACUACAUGGUGCUGCUGCCAGAGACGAUCCCGUUCCUCGCCGAGUUGAUGGAGGAUGAGUGUGAAGAAGUGGAGCAGCAGGUCCAGACGGUGUUGCGGGAGAUGGAGAACAUUUUGGGAGAACCUCUGCAGAGCUAUUUCUGACCCUACAGAUCCAUGGCAUUUUUAAACAGGAAGUCAUUUUUUGCAUAAUGAGCCCCCCCUACAUAAAACAAUAAACCUGACAUUCAGCUGUUUUUUGUUGUUUUUUUCUGGAGGAGAUUUAAGCUCAUGUGAUGUGUUAAAGGUCACUCUGGGGUUUCUGCGUUCGCUUACAUUAGGGCCCCUUCACACAUAGUACGAAUAAGUACAACUCAGGGUGACUCACGGCGGAACAGCUCGU
Thalassophryne amazonica is the source of this 6776-nucleotide messenger RNA. It is a transcript of the gene heatr1, whose product is annotated as HEAT repeat containing 1. Bases 104 to 6538 code for a protein of 2144 amino acids. Gene Ontology annotation, molecular function: snoRNA binding. The transcript has 45 exons. Gene Ontology annotation, cellular component: t-UTP complex; small-subunit processome; 90S preribosome. The record is from RefSeq and is a predicted model, not a curated record. Gene Ontology annotation, biological process: maturation of SSU-rRNA from tricistronic rRNA transcript (SSU-rRNA, 5.8S rRNA, LSU-rRNA); positive regulation of transcription by RNA polymerase I. Lineage: Eukaryota; Metazoa; Chordata; Actinopteri; Batrachoidiformes; Batrachoididae.